Aspergillus udagawae is the source of this 2337-nucleotide messenger RNA. Its product is annotated as fungal specific transcription factor domain-containing protein. Gene Ontology annotation, molecular function: zinc ion binding; DNA-binding transcription activator activity, RNA polymerase II-specific; RNA polymerase II cis-regulatory region sequence-specific DNA binding. Gene Ontology annotation, cellular component: nucleus. Lineage: Eukaryota; Fungi; Ascomycota; Eurotiomycetes; Eurotiales; Aspergillaceae. The record is from RefSeq and is a predicted model, not a curated record. The transcript has 6 exons. Gene Ontology annotation, biological process: regulation of transcription by RNA polymerase II; DNA-templated transcription. Bases 1 to 2337 code for a protein of 778 amino acids.
AUGCAGAACAGAAUAGACCGACUCGAGAGCUUGGUACUGUCCCUGAUGACAAACGGAUCGCAGUCCGCAGGCCCGGCAGCGGCAAUGGCAGCAAUUUCCGGAACCAGCAGUAGUGGGGGCUCCCUCAUUCAGGGUCACGACAUCGAUCUGGACGACGAGACAUCAAAUGCUCCGGAGGAGAGCGAUACGGAGCAAGUUACCAAGUCAUUUGGUAUCAUGAAAGUUGACAACAAUAAAUCAUCAUACUAUAUCAGCGAUGCGCACUGGGCUUCCCUCCUCAACGAUAUCGCCGAAGUUCGUAAUUACUUCCACACGCACAAGAAGCAGUAUGAGGAGCAAGCCGAGAAGCUCAAGACAACCAAGCUGCCGAGCAAUGUCCCGGGCUCCACGCUACUUCUUGGGGCCAUGAAGCCUGCCAGCCGCGCAGAGAUUAUGUCUUCCUUUCCCUCGAGAUAUACAACAGAUAUGCUUAUUGCUCGCUAUUUCAAUAGCUAUGAUCCAGCGACUCAUAUUCUUCACGGUCCGACGUUUCAAGCUCAGUAUAACAAACAUUGGGAAGAUCCUUCUCAAACGUGCAUUGUCUGGGUGGGCAUGCUGUUCGCCAUGAUGCGACUCGCGAUGCUGUCAUAUAACCAGGAAGGGGACGAGCCACCCGAGUUUCGAGGGAAGUCCUUGGACAUGGCUGGCACUUUUCGAAAUCUGGUCGCUCAAUGUCUGACUCUGGCCGAUUAUACCAAACCUUAUCCCUACCUGAUCGAGACAUUCAUCUUCCAUCUUCAUGGUGACUUUCGUCAAACGAAGGAAGCAGAUGUUUCCGUCUGGGUGCUUGUAGGUGUCGUCGCGAGGCUAGCGAUGAGAAUGGGCUACCAUCGGGACUCAAAAGUUUUUCCCAACAUUAGCCCAUUUCAAGGUGAGAUGCGCCGACGCGUAUGGACUUUCGUGCGGCAAUCGGAUUUGCUCUUUUCGUUUCAGGUUGGGCUUCCCAGCAUGAUUCGCACUGUGGAUAGUGACACGGAGCUUCCGCGGAAUCUGUAUGAUGAUGAUUUCGACGAAAAUUGCAAGGAACUUCCUCCCUCACGACCGCCGAAUGAACCGACACCUAUCUCUUACCUCAUCGCCAAAGCCCGUCUGGCGUACGUAUUUGGCCGAGUCACCGAGCUCACCUCGAGCGUGCAAAGUGAAUCUUACGACAAGGUGAUGGAGUUGGAUGCUGAGCUUCGCCGAGCUCGGGACCUGAUUCCGGAGCACCUUGUCAUUCGUCCUUUUGAGGAGUGUCAGUUGGACCCGUCCAAUCUGAUUAUGUCGCGCUUCGGUAUAAUGAGCGUCUACCAUAAAGCGCAGUGUGUCCUCCACCGGCCUUACAUCGUUCUAGCCCGUGGAAAUCCCCGAUUCACCUACUCACGCAAGGCUUGUAUCGAUUCAGCCAUGGAGCUGCUGCAGUUUCAGUCAAUGCUACACGCGGAGUCAAGGCCGACGGGACGUCUGCGCACAAAACAGAAUCGCGUAAAUUCCCUCAGCUCCACUGAUUACUUGCUUGCUGCAACUAUUGUCUGCUUCGACCUGUAUCAUGGACUCAAGCUGCAAGCCGGGGGAAGAGAUUCCGGCGACCCCUUUGCGUGGGGCAGGGAGCGACGACAGGAGAUGAUCAUGGCAUUACAGCGUUCUCGAGAGAUUUGGGAUGAACUUCGUGACGAGUCACUUGAAGCUUGGAAAGCCUCUGGCAUUAUCGGGGUGAUGCUUGCCAAAUUGAAUUUAGGGUUUCCAGACAGUAAUGCCACUGCGCCGGCCUUCGAACCUCAGGACGAGAAGCAAAGCGCCGCAAUGACUUUGGGGUUAUUGAGCAGUGGACUGAGCGCCGCAAACUCAGGAUCCCCAGCAUUCAAUGAAACUGGUUUCAAAUUGUCAGAAACGCCUUCUGCCCCGGGGGCAUUUGGGUCCUCGGCAGAGGUUCCUGGAGCUCUGUCCCCGUUCAGCACAAUGUUUGGACAAUUGCCUGAUAUGCAGCUGAACUUGGAUUGGGAUUCUUGGGACACUUAUAUUCAGACUUCGAAUCUCGACAUACCGAACCAAUGGUGGCCAACGUUCGAUGGACAGCAGCAGCAACCAUCACCACAACCGCCACUUCACCCAUCGUUACAAGGUCAGGGAUCCUUGUCAACCACACAAUUACCGUCCAUGCAGCAAGGCAACACUGCAGAUAAUAUGCGGCCUUUGCCUCGCUUUUCCAAUGUCUUCUCGCCAGACCCGGUGAAGUAUGAGAGUCCGGGCCUUAACGGGCCUUACGACAACAACUCUUCUCAAAAAAGCAACAACGCUUCAGGCGAGGGCACCUUAUGA